CAGUGUGAUUGAAGGGCAGAGUCGGCAGAAGAGCUGCGCAGGUGUCUGGUGCUGAAGAAGAUUACAUAUCAUCCAAAACCACAACAAAAGAGACGGAGAGAGAAAAAAACAAUAAAUAAGAAUCCUCCACCGGACUGAACUUUUGAUGGUACCACAGCUCUGCGCCACAGUCAUGGUCAGCCCCGGGGUCUCUAGCGUGAGCUGUAUCUGGGUGGUGGGUUUGUGCUCGGGGCUCUUGCCUUGGUUGGGUCUGACGAGCCCCAUCCUGCCCCCUGAGGACAACCCUAAAGACAUACAGGACCCUUCUCUGCUGGAGCAGUCCAAGGACAUGGACAUGCAGGAGUUAUUGGGAAACUUCCUCUCCGUGCUGAACCUCACGGAUCGGGGAGGCCCGUGGGCCCCUGGCCCUCCUCGGCCCCCUGCUCCUCGCGUGGAGCCUCCUGAGUACAUGCUGGAGCUGUACAACCGCUUUGCAAACGACCACACGGCCAGGCCCACAGGCAACACAGUGCGCAGUUUCAAGAACGAAGACUCCUCCCCAACCAUUGUGACAAACAAGGGUGUGAGGACACACCCGCUCCUGUUCAACAUCUCCAUUCCCUUUCACGAACGUGUCAUCAACGCCGAGCUUCGCCUCUAUGCACUGGUGCCACAAGAACUCCACUGCCUCUCGAGCGGAAAGCACAGGGUGACCAUAUUUGAGGUUCUAGAGCAGGAGGGACAGUGGAAGGAUGGAGGGGGCCCUGACAAAAGAAGAUCUGAGAAGGUUCCCGUGAAGAGGGAGGAACUUGCUUCAAGGCAGAUCAGUGUCAAGGAGAGUGGGUGGGAGGUGUUUCAGUUGACAGAUGUCGUUCAGCGCUGGAAGGAUUCUGAUCGUCCAACUCAAUACCUGGAGGUCCGCAUAGACAGCUGCGGACCUGAAGGUCAGGCGAACCAGUUCAGGGGUGAUGAUGAGUCAGAGGACUCAGGACUGGCUGAGUUGGACAUUGACCGAGACGUCUCCGGGAAACACAACUCUGUGUUGAUUGUCUUCUCGGACGAUCAGAGCAAAGACCUGGAGGAGAAGCAGGAGAUUGAUGAGUUGAUCGAGCAUGAGUUUGAAUUGCUGGGUGGGAAUGAGCUGUGGACAGACUCAGAGGGCCCUUCGGAGGAGCUCCAGGAUGAGGAGACGCUGAUGCAGAUACGCUCCAACAUGAUAUAUGACAGGGCGCCGCGGGUGCGCCGCGGUGCGGCCGACGAGUACUGCAAGAAGACCCCGCUUUAUGUCGUGUUUAAGGACAUUGGCUGGGAUAGCUUUGUUGUGGCUCCAGAGGGUUACCAAGCCAACGCCUGCCAUGGCCUCUGCCAAUUUCCUCUCACACGUGAAGUCUCACCCACCAAGCACGCUACCAUCCAGGCCCUGGUCAGCCUCAAGUCCCCCAAGAUGGCCUCCGCACCUUGCUGUGUCCCCACAAAGCUGGACCCGAUCUCCCUUCUGUAUAAAGACCAGAAAGGCGUGAUCACUCUCAAACAUAAAUAUGAGGACAUGGUAGUGGCUGAGUGUGGCUGCAGAUAGUUACCAAGAACCAAGCAGCAGCAUGCGGACACAACCAAGUUCAGACUGUUACACCUCUCAAAGCAACAUGAGAUGACAUGAGAUCUGAAGUGCCCAUCUAAACUCACCAUGCAAGGACCCACCGCAAGAUUCAACACAGCCAUUUUUCGAUUGUUAACAUGGAUCAUACAAGCAAUUUGAUAAAUAGACAUGAGUGUUUCUGCAAUAGUGGUAGAUACUUCUGCAUAGUUGCCUUAUUCACACAUGGCUUCAUGGGCAGGAUACCACAGGCUCUGAGCACAGUUGAGCAGAUGCUUGGAGUUGUAAUGGAGGCUAAACGGGAGGAAUGGACUUUACCAGCUUCUUAUUAAUGUAUAUUUACAAUUUGUAAAUUGUGAGUUGUAUUUUAUAUUAUAUGAAACAAACGCUUUAUGAUGUAGACUGCAAUGCUGUCAAUAUUUUAUCAUUUCUAAAUAAAUGGAAAAUGAAUUGCA
Molecule: messenger RNA, 2028 nt
Organism: Sardina pilchardus (European sardine)
Lineage: Eukaryota; Metazoa; Chordata; Actinopteri; Clupeiformes; Clupeidae
Product: bone morphogenetic protein 10-like
Exons: 2
Coding region: 146-1555 (469 amino acids)
Biological process (GO): BMP signaling pathway
Cellular component (GO): extracellular region
Molecular function (GO): growth factor activity; cytokine activity
Source: RefSeq, a predicted model, not a curated record